Caenorhabditis elegans is the source of this 1133-nucleotide messenger RNA. It is a transcript of the gene F28G4.3, whose product is annotated as Nucleotide-diphospho-sugar transferase domain-containing protein. The transcript is spliced from 7 exons. The coding region runs from base 1 to 1077 and encodes 358 amino acids. NCBI's taxonomy places the organism in Eukaryota, Metazoa, Nematoda, Chromadorea, Rhabditida, Rhabditidae. The record is from RefSeq and is marked reviewed.
AUGUUGAAAAUCAAAUAUCGUUCAUUGUGCUCAAUUUCUUUUCUUAUUUGCACUGUAAUUUUAAUAGCAGAGUAUUCCAGAGUUCGAAGUCCUACUAGUCCCCACAGCCAGAGAUCUCCAGUCCGCUUUUUCAAAAAUGGAAAAAAUAACUGCAGUUGUUUUUCUGAUAAAAGUGGAAAAUCGCAUAAUUUCUGUUACAUAGAUCCUCAAAAUUCAAGCUCCAUUGGGAAGAAAUUUGAUUGUUCUUAUUUAACAGUUUUAGAAAAUUUGAGUUUAAUAGACGAUGUUCAACCAAAUGGCACUGGACUAGAAAAUGUUGUUUUUGUAUCAGCAAUAUCGGAAAAUCAUUUGAACCAAGCCAUGAUAUCGAUUCAUUCGUUUUACAAGUUGAAUCCAACUGGAAGAUAUAUUCUGUACAGUUUGAAUCUUACUGAAUUGAACAUAAAAACGCUGAAAGCAAAAUUCAAAGACAUUGAAAUUCGGAAAUUUAACACUGAUGAAUAUCCGAAGUAUGUGAAUAAUUGGAGCGAAUAUCGUUUUAAGCCUUUAAUUGUGGCACAAGCUCUGAAAGAAUUCCCGAAUAUUUGGUGGAUGGAUGCAGAUGUGAAUGUGAAAAAGUCACACUUGAAGGAGUUGUUUUUCAGUGAAUUAAAAUCAAAUGCAACAAUUAAAAACGGUGAAAACGAAGAAAUAUCUCCCAUCAAAUUCUUUGAUUUUACUGGCCACAGUAAUUAUGCCACUUUGUUUCUCGAUGUUUUAACCUAUUUCCCGACCAAUUCCUUAACACUGCUAAAAAAUGAGAAGAACGGCGUUCAGCUUGGCGCGAAUACUUUUAUUCUAUCUCGGACGAAAUUUUCCAUAGAAAUUUUGAAAUGGUGGGUGCUCUGCGCACUUGACAAGACGUGUAUGAGCCCUCCCGGAGCCCAAGUUGCAUGCCGUUUCAGCAAAGAUAGAUAUAAUGACUUUGCCAAUUGCUUCAGAUUUGAUCAAUCUGUGCUGAAUCUUCUCAUGCUCAAUUAUUAUCAGGAUCAUAAUAAAUACUUGGCUAAACAAACAGAUUUUUUCAGUAGAGUUUGAAUAUUUUGAUUUUUGUAAACUAACUUCUAUUAGACAAAAAAUAAAAUUUAAAGCCA